UAGAUUCUGCCUCACUCACACAAACAACUCAGAUAAGAUUUCUUGACAAAAUUCAAGAUGAACAGUAAACCCUCACACAAGAUGAGUUCAGUGCUUAAUGAGCUCCGCUUAAAUGGACACUUUUGUGACUUAAUCAUUAAAGUUGGAGAGACUGAAUUUCCAUCCCACAAACUCAUCCUUUCCAACUUCUCCCCAUACUUCCACUCAGAAACAACAAACAGCAUUGAGGCUUAUGAUGUCCGGGCUCACCGCUGGACCACAGUGACAAACAAUCUAGAGAGUCCUCGUUCCUAUCAUGGCACUGCCUUCCUCAAUGGAUAUGUGUACUGCAUUGGUGGCUUUGACAGAGCAGAGCAUUUCAACAGCGUGUGCAGGUUUGACCCCAGAACGCACACUUGGUCUGAGGUGUCACCCAUGUACUACCGCCGAUCCCAUGUGAGCGUGACCGUGCUUAAUGGAUGCAUAUAUGCAAUGGGAGGCUAUGAUGGACACACAAGACUCAACACCGCAGAAUACUAUCGACCUGAAAUCAACCAGUGGAGUAAUAUCGCGCCGAUGCAUGAGCAGCGGUACGACGCCAGUUGCACAGCCUUCUAUGACAGGGUUUACAUUUGUGGUGGAUUCAAUGGAGACGAGUACCUGCAAACAGCGGAGUACUACAGCCCAGAUACCAACCAAUGGACGAUAAUCUCCCCUAUGAACAGCCGGCGAGGUAGACCAGGAGUCUCUGCAUAUGCAGAUUGUGUCUACGUAGUUGGCGGAUUUGAUGGCAUCAACCAUCUGUGCACUGCUGAGGCCUAUAACACUCAAAAUGACACUUGGGAAAAUGUGCCCUCCAUGACCAUACCCCGCAGCAACUUUGGCAUUGAAGUAAUUGAAGACAAACUCUUUGCUGUUGGAGGCUACAACGGCUUUACCUCCAUUUUUGAAGUGGAGUGCUACAACGCCAAAUUGGAUCAGUGGUCUGAGGCCGAUGACAUGAACAUUCUCCGCAAGGGUCUGAGCUGCUGUGUGCUGUCUGGACUCCCCAACAUGGCUGAGUACUCUAUGGGUUGUGACGCCGAGGAGGAAAUGGAGUCAGAAGACUCCUCCUGAACAGUCUCUGACAAUUUAGUCCUGCCAUGUACCACCAUCCAACACAGGCUCCACUGUAACAUUAACAAAUUAAAUAAAUU
Messenger RNA from Melanotaenia boesemani (Boeseman's rainbowfish), 1175 nucleotides. RefSeq names its product kelch-like protein 10. Lineage: Eukaryota; Metazoa; Chordata; Actinopteri; Atheriniformes; Melanotaeniidae. Bases 58 to 1095 code for a protein of 345 amino acids. The record is from RefSeq and is a predicted model, not a curated record. Gene Ontology annotation, molecular function: protein binding. The transcript has 4 exons.